Messenger RNA from Peromyscus californicus insignis, 1872 nucleotides. It is a transcript of the gene Tcta, whose product is annotated as T cell leukemia translocation altered. The record is from RefSeq and is a predicted model, not a curated record. Bases 298 to 618 code for a protein of 106 amino acids. NCBI's taxonomy places the organism in Eukaryota, Metazoa, Chordata, Mammalia, Rodentia, Cricetidae. The transcript has 3 exons.
GACUCUCAACCAAUCGUUGCAGCCGCGUGGAGCAUCACGGGAACUCCGGGGCUAUAAAAGACCGAGUUGCUAUUUUAUACUCACGGAAUCACUCAUCCUUUAAGUGAGCUGGGUGGGGAUGGGUGCGCCUGCGCUGUUUUAAAGCCCUGCCCCAAACUGCCAACACUUCGCGCAAGCGAAGUAGAUCUUCCUUGCCUGAUAUUACGCGUGCGCACCUACAGGCCUAACCCCGGAAGACCAUACGCUUGCGCAGUGAGAACUACGGUGACCGUACACCCGGUGGGGCGCUGGCCAGUCAUGGCGGAACCUUGGUCUGGGCAGUUUUUGCAAGCUCUGCCCGCUAUGGUGCUCGGAGCGCUGGGCACCCUGGGCAGCGAGUUCCUGCGGGAGUGGGAGACACAAGACAUGCGAGUGACUCUCUUCAAGCUGCUCUUGCUGUGGUUGGUGUUAAGUCUCCUGGGCAUCCAGCUGGCGUGGGGGUUCUACGGGAACACAGUGACCGGGUUGUAUCACCGUCCAGGUCUGGGUGGCCAGAAUGGAUCCACACCUGAUGGCUCCACACAUUUCCCUUCAUGGGAAAUGGCAGCAAAUGAACCUCUCAAAACCCACAGAGAAUAAGGGAAGGCAGCAGCAGAAGGGUCUCCAGAGACAUCACUGGGUCUGCUGGCUCCUAUGUUGCAUCCUGCUGCUGCCCAGACCCCCUUGGACAACUGCAGAGGGCUUGGGGUUGGGGGACUGGAGUACCACAGUGCUUCCAGGGUGAGCCUCCAUUGCCUCCAGCCUUGCUUCCAACAGCUCCAGGUACUGGGCAGGUGAAGUUCGUCUCUACCCUGGUGUGUUGCCCUAAGACUUCUGUCAAGGGUCAGAGCUGAGAAGCAUUCUGGUUGGGGAGGUCAGCAGCCCCCUUUUCACUGUCUUUUUCCUGCCCUCCUCAUGCCCUUGGGAUAUGAUCUUAUAGAGAUUUGUCCUUCUAAGAGGAAUCUUGAGGAUAAUCAGUUCUAAGAUUUAUAAGGCAAGUCUGUUCUCCCCUAAGCUCUGAUUUCCUUGGCUUUGCUUUGUAGGCAAGAAGCCAGCAAAUCCUGGCUAGGCUAGAGCACCAAACAUGUACCUCCCUGGCCCAACUAGUCUUCUAGAUCUGAGGCAGGCAGAGGAAGUUAUCAUUUCCUAACUGACCUGUUUCUCUGUUCUUUGGGGGCAAGUUGAGUACCUGAAAGACAGAGUGCACUAAGAGUCCCUGGUAUUAACUGCCGUCUCCACUGCUCAAGUGCCCAUGGGGUGUUUUGGUUUGUACCUUGUCCCCUCCUAGGGAGGUACUAAGCAGUCAUUGUGCCCUACCUCCUUAUCACUUCCCAUCUUGACAAGGGCCUCAUCUUAAGAGCCUGCUAGUAUCGUUUCAGCCCUUAGGAAUAUCCGUAAGAGUGAGCCACAAUCCAGAUAGCCCUGGGCCCUUCACAGUGGGUCAGGAGAGGUUCCAAAGGGGUGGGUGGCAAAUGUCCCCAGGAAAACACCAAUUUCUGAGAUCACUAUGGUUCCUAAAAGCACUGUGGCCCUGGAUCUGUCUUCUUCUCUAAUGGUUAUACUUCUGCCUGUCUCUGCUGGUUACUAGCUACCUCAGAUGUCCCACUGUCUCUGUCAGAUGUCACAUAGCCUUCUGGCAACCUUUGUCUCCAAAGACUUUGUAGCAGGUGUACUAUAAAUGAAACCGUACUGAGCUCCUCAUGCACAAGUACCUACUCCAGCAAUGCAUCUGUAUGGCAGAAAGAUGUUCUUCACAGCCUCAGGUCCACCCACUGACAUCACUACAAAGAGUCAAGGUCUCACAUUCCACCCCAGGAGUAACUGAAGAUGUGGCAUAUUAAACACAGAAGUGUA